Messenger RNA from Dendronephthya gigantea, 2352 nucleotides. RefSeq lists its product as uncharacterized. The coding region runs from base 88 to 1518 and encodes 476 amino acids. Gene Ontology annotation, molecular function: zinc ion binding; ubiquitin protein ligase activity. Gene Ontology annotation, cellular component: nucleus. Gene Ontology annotation, biological process: protein ubiquitination; ubiquitin-dependent protein catabolic process. The record is from RefSeq and is a predicted model, not a curated record. NCBI's taxonomy places the organism in Eukaryota, Metazoa, Cnidaria, Anthozoa, Malacalcyonacea, Nephtheidae. The transcript has 7 exons.
UUUCGAAAUAAUAUUCGAAUAUCUGCAUGCAGGGACAAGUUAAGAAAAUAGGAAUAAGCAAAAAGGUUUCCAACACUACCUGACAUCAUGGCUUCUGACAGAGACUCCAGAAAUCAAUGUAAACUCAUUCAGAACCUUACACAAUGUUUAUAUCACGUGGUACAGUUUGUUUCGUGUAAAAAAUUAAAUCAAUUGGCUGAAAGUGAAAAAAAUGAUGAUCAAAUCUUCGUAAAUGAAAUACUAAAUAUUUUUUCUCAAACAAAACCAAUGUUCCAAGCAAUUAUGGAUUUAAUGGAUACAUUUGAACUGAUGGUUAAAUCGCCAAGAGAGAUAACUGGAAACGUUUUGGAACAAUUGUUUCAUUACAAUGGAAGGGGAGGAAUCCUCACAGAAGAAAAAAUGAACAAGCUGUUAAAUUUUCUAAAUAACGAAGGCUUUCAGGACGCUGGUAUCGAAAACAGGCAACCACAGCAACAAAGGAUAGAAAGUUCGAGUUCUUCGGAAAAUAUUUCUCCUUUGCCUGAUACCAGCUCAAACGACGUAACCAAUGACAUAAACGAUUUAAUAACGGCAUUUGAAUCUUGUAAAAUUAAAGAUAAAGACUUGGAAACAACAGAAUACGAGAACCAUGCAAAAGAGAAAAAACUGCAGAAUAUGGAUGGAAAUGAAGCAUGCGGAAAAGGAAAGAAUGAUGAAAUUAUUGCACCUGGAUCAAAAUCCACCCAGCAUCCUGAGAUAGGUUCACCUAACCGCCUAUUUACAAACGAGAGGAGAAGAAUGACAGCAAAUCCGUUGAUAAAAACAAACCAAUCACUACCAAACAACAGCAGGAACCUUCAAACAUUUGGUAGCAAUGGUUUAAAGCACUCCAAGCCCCAACGUCGUGAUACAGAGAGAAACAACGGCUUCAAUUCUCGCAACCCUGACACCUCUCACAACCACCAGGCUCUUGACCAGGAUGACAAUUGGCUUUGCAGUCAUUAUAAACGACACUGUUAUGUUAAAUUUGAUUGUUGUGAUAAAUUUUGGCCAUGUCAUCGUUGCCAUAACAAUUGUGGAAGAAAGAAACUUAAGUCACGUGACACCAAGAUGGUGAAAUGUGUUUAUUGUAACAAAGAGCAACCAUUUGGAGAGUUUUGCUGCAACUGCAACGCAAAAUUUGCCAAUUAUUUCUGUGCUUUAUGUUUGCACUUAACUGGUAAAGAUGACCAUCCUUAUCAUUGUGAAAAAUGUGGAAUCUGCAGAAUUCAUGGUGAUCGAUCUUUCCAUUGCGAUGUUUGUGGUGUGUGUCUGGAUGUCCAACUUCUAGGAAAUCAUAAAUGUCGUGAAGGAUUUGCUGAUGAUGAUUGUUGCAUAUGUUUGGAGGAUGUCUUCACAGGAUGUCUGAUCCUGCCGUGUUCUCAUAAAGUACACAAAGAAUGUGCAACUCUAAUGAUCAGAAGUGGAAUUACCCGUUGUCCAAUUUGCCUGGAAAGUUUCGCUCACAAGCUUGAACGACGACCACUGACAAAACCAUGAAAACGCUUUUGAAAGUUAUUGUGUUUGGCCACAGGACCUUCAUAAGGGGUAGUCAGAAUAUAUUACUACAGCUUUAGUAAAAUCGCAAUCGCAUUGGUCAAUUUUUAUUUAAAAAUAUUCUUUAGAAAUCCAUCACCAAUAACAUUGUUAUUAUUGUGUUUUGUGAAUUUAAAAUUUGUAAUUUUAACUGACUACCCCUAGAUUCGCCACUGAGCCUAGUGAUAUCGUCAUCACACUGGGUGUUGAACACGAUACAAUAUCUGUGUUGAACGUUGAGCAGCAGGUCACUGAGCACUUGAUUUUUCUUACCUUGCUAGCCAUUCUCGCAAUUAUUGUCAUUUAACGUGUGACAUAUAUAGCAGGAAAAUGCUGGCAAACUCCUAGCAAUGCAACUGCCACUGUAAGUGUUGAUGAAAUAUUGAACUAAGUUUGUUCUGUCAGUGAUAUAUGAAUGUGGUAAUGAAUUUAGUACAGUUUCUUGUUAAAUGGAAAAAUUUGUACAAAUUUAAUUACAUGAGUCCCAAGCACUGAUCUGGUGAGACACUGCAUAUGAAAAGAAGUCUAUAUUAAGAUUUCGGAGCUCCAGUGGCCACUCAUUUCCAUUGGAAACCACACUUUGUUUAACCAAGAUGCUUUUUAACGGCCAUGACCUUCAACAAAAUUUUCCAUGAUCUUAAAGUCACGAGUUCAGUUGGGAGCGCCUCCCAUAAAGUUUUUUCUCUGGCUCUGUUUUGCGUUUCUGGAACUAGGUCACCUUUUCUAAUUUCAUUGUUCAAAGACUGGUAUACUUUCAGUAUACUUUUAUCCAUUCAGUUUGUCGUCAUAUCAGUGGCC